This is a messenger RNA of Xyrauchen texanus (razorback sucker), 3551 nucleotides long. RefSeq lists its product as uncharacterized. Gene Ontology annotation, cellular component: cytoplasmic vesicle; bicellular tight junction; apical plasma membrane. The record is from RefSeq and is a predicted model, not a curated record. Lineage: Eukaryota; Metazoa; Chordata; Actinopteri; Cypriniformes; Catostomidae. The transcript is spliced from 13 exons. Gene Ontology annotation, biological process: bicellular tight junction assembly.
CUCUUAUCUGUAUGCCUUUACUUUCUGAAGCCAUUUUGACACAGCAAUCCUUAAUAACAACUAACUGCUCUGCCCUGCCAACAAGAUAAAGCAAAAUGAGGGACCUGAGCAGACCAGAGCAAUUAAGUUUGGGUGAUAUCUCAUUCUCACAAAGUGAAGAUCUCAGCAGAGCACAUGCCAAGGAAGAUCCUUUAAAAAUGCAAGCCGAUGACAACUCUGAGAACUUAAGCUACUCUCCUUUUAUACAGAGUAGUUCAUCAACCAAGCAGGAAGGCAAUGAGGAAACUGAGAAGAUGAAAAAAAGUGUCUUGCUGAAAUCUUGGACUGGUCUGUUUAAGAACUGGAGAAAGACUGAUUCUGAAUCAGAUUCUCCCUCUUCAGGUGGAAUACAAAUUCUGCCCAAUGGGACGAGGUGCAGUCCUCCUGUCAUCCCAUUGCAGGACAGAAAACUUUGGGAAAAUAAGGAGACAAUUUCUGGUGAUCUUAAUCCAAACUUCCCUCCUUCAAUGGCGUACAUGUAUGACACUCUUGCUGAAUCAGAACUGACCAGUAUCCACCCAGCAGAGUACUAUGCUGAGAAAGUGGAGGUGUACAAGUUAAAGUAUUCCUAUCUGAAGUCAUGGCCUGGUCUCUUAAGACUGCUUGCUGGCCUUGAACUUCUAUUUGGGGGAAUGGUUUUUGCCUGUGUAUGCGCCUAUGUUCAGAGAGACAGUGAAUGGUCUAAUUUUUACAGACCAAAUUAUGGACUUGGUGAUAUGCAAGGAUACCGUUAUAAUGGACCCAUGACAGCCUUUGUGUUAGUAAUUGUUGGACUUGCAUGGAUACUGACCAUUGUCCUUUUGGUUUUAGGGCUAACAAUGUAUUACCGAACUAUCUUGCUGGAUUCCAAAUGGUGGCCACUUACAGAGGCCGUAAUUAAUCUAGUAAUUUCUCUGCUGCACAUGUCAGCUGGUAUUGUCUAUGUGAAUGAUCUGCAUCGUGGUGGGCUUUGCUUCAUGACUAUCGGCAUCAACCCCAUCCUGUCUAAUCUCUGUCGCGUGGAGGGGGGUCAAAUGGCUGGGACAGCGUUUAUAUUCAUCAACAUGAUUAUGUACUUGGUAAGCUUCCUGGUGUGUCUUAGAAUGUGGAGGCAUGAAGCUGCUCGCUUGGAGAGGGAGGCCAUGACAAGCCAAUUAAAUGGCCAGGUACAGCACCAGACCCUGGAAUUCACAUCCAAUACGGGAAGUUCUUCCAAUAGAUCCAAGAAAAUUUCAUUUAAAGAUGAAAUGGAUAAAAGCUCUGUGAAGGAGGGCAGGCUUGUCCGUGUCUCAGAAAUGGCUGAAGCACAAGAAAUGUUUACUGGAGCUAUUCCAAUAGGACACAUCCCUAAACCCAGAAUCAUCGCUGAUUAUAUCAUAAAGUAUCCUGAAAUACAUACAGUGGAGGACAGAGAGCAAUACAAGGCAGUUUUCAAUGACCAAUAUCAGGAGUACAAAGAACUGCACAGAGAGAUUACAGCCACGCUAAUGAAGUUUCAGUCAUUAGACAACACGAUGACCCAACUCCUCAAUAACAGGAGCAACCCUGAGGAACGUAAGAGAAUCAAUGGCUUACUGAAAAUGUAUGAGCAAAAAAAGAAUGAUCCAUGCUUUCUGGAGAAGAAGGAACGCUGUGAAUAUUUGAAAGCAAAACUAAGCCACAUUAAAAUGAGGAUCCACAAUUUUGACCAAACUUUCACUACAAAGGACAGAUCAUACUAAAAACACAACUGAUUUUGUUUGUUUGUUUGUUUGUUUUAUGACAGCCCACCUCAGUACAGUCCUCACUACAUCGCCCCAUCAAAUAUCUACAUGUCCAGAAAUUUCUACACUCCGAGGAGCGAGUAUUGCUUAUCCUCAGCAGUGCCUGAUACUCCUCAAAUGGAGGGAAGCCCUCAGCAUUUCCACAGAUGGUUCUCACCACCUGGCAUCAUGAAAACUAUGGAGGGAUUGACUGCACUGCUGUGUUUUGUUAUUUUCGUCUGUGUUGCUUCCACUCUAGUUUGGGAUAUGCAUGGCUACGAGGCCAGCAUCGGGGCUUACGUGGGUGGCUCUGGGGGCUUUGGCAUUGGCGCGGGCAUUGGUUCAGGAUACUAUGGUGGAACUUACGGCUAUCAAGGCUCUUACAUGACACCAUACUCCGCAAAGUCUGCAAUGAUCUCAAUGGCAGCCAUUAAUUUUGUUGUGUCUUUGGCCAUCCUAGUGGUUAGUUUCUCUAAGAUAAGGUGCGUGCGUGGAAAAACAUUUUACCUGACAGUUUUAGUAGUGGAUGUGGUUCUAGCAAUUCUUCAGUGUAUUAUAGACAUCAUAUUUGUGAUUGGGGUGAAUCCCACAGCCCAGAGUUCACAAAGCAUUCUGUACAACCCGAUCUUGAUGAUGUGUCAGACCUCAUUAGGUACAUCAAGCAUCAGUGCUGGAGCAGGCACAGGGUUCCCUGGUGCAUAUCCUUUGUUUAAUCAAUAUCUGUAUCACUACUGCUUUAUGGAUCCCGAAGAGGCUGUGGCACUGGUUUGUGGCCUGUUUGUCAUGAUUGCUCUGGUUGUUGCAGCCUAUUUUGCCUAUAAGACUCGAAGCAAAAUAUGGCAUCAUGGUAAACUUAAUAUCUACUGGGAGGAACCACCUAUUCUCAGAACAGACAGGAGCCAGAAUUCACAAGACUGGAGAAGCAAUCAAUACACCCCCAUGGUGGUUUUAUCAGAGAAGGCUCCCCCUAAUCUUAAAGCAGAUAACAGCUUCACCUCCUACACUGAGGGAACAGUGAGCAUCUACAGCGAAGGAGCAUACAAAGACAAUGUAUAUUCUGAGAAUGUGAACUGUUGCUCACCAAAACCAUUGUACCGGAAUCAAUGGAUGAGCUCCAGUCCUGUGGAGGAAAUUGAAGUGCAGAGCACCUCGGUACAGGAGAAGCUGGACAGCUGUGAGGUUGUGGAUGUUCUCUGUGAGACCGGGUACACCACUGGUGGAAAAUCAGACAAUGAAUUAGACAGGCAUCAGAUGGAGGACUCUUAUUCAGAAAUUAAAACGGAUGAACAACGUAGUCAGUACAAGACACAAUUUGACAUCACUCUUGCUGUAUACAAGAAUGUCUGUGUAGAAAUGGAUGAUAUCUGUGACCAAAUGAAUGAACUGAGUCGAGAGCUGGACACCCUGCAUGAGGAGUCCCCUAAGUUCCAGGCUGUAGCUGAGGAAUAUAAUCGACUCAAAGAUCUGAAACGGUCUCCCGAAUACAAGACCAAGAAGCACCAAUGUAAGAAAAUGAGGCAAGAACUGUUUUAUAUCAAGCAGUUGGUCAAAAAUUAUGACAGAGGCCUCACAAGGAGAGAGAAUGCUUAUGCUGCUGAUCAUCAGGAUUUCUUUGUCUAAAACGUACACUUCACUGUUUAGGAAGACAAUAGGCACUAAUAUGUUCAAAGUAAUGGUACAGAUGACUUGUUAAGUGACUCAUGUUCAAAGUAAUGGUACAGAUGACUUGUUAAAUGACUCUUUCUAUAAUAGUGCUUAAUGAGUUGUGUCUGUAAAGCUGCCACAGGUUUU